AUGCAGCCCCUGCAGCAGCCGCCCCUGGACCCCAGAAGCAGCCCCUGGACCCGGUACGCUCUGUGCUGCCCUGCCUGUGCUGCCCUGCCUGUGCUGCCCUCCCUGUGCUGCCUGUGCCUGUUGCUGCCUGUGCCUGUUGCUGCCUGUGCCUGUGCUGCCCGUGCCUGUGCUGCCCGUGCCUGUGCUGCCCGUACCUGUGCUGCCUGUGCCUGUGCUGCCCGUGCCUGUGCUGCCCUGUGCUGCCUGUGCCUGUUGCUGCCUGUGCCUGUGCUGCCCGUGCCUGUGCUGCCCGUGCCUGUGCUGCCCGGGCCUGUUGCUGCCUGUGCCUGUGCUGCCCGUGCCUGUGCUGCCCGUGCCUGUGCUGCCCGUGCCUGUGCUGCCUGUGCCUGUUGCUGCCCGUGCCUGUGCUGCCCUGUGCUGCCUGUGCCUGUUGCUGCCUGUGCCUGUGCUGCCCGUGCCUGUGCUGCCCGUGCCUGUGCUGCCCGUGCCUGUGCUGCCUGUGCCUGUUGCUGCCUGUGCCUGUUGCUGCCUGUGCCUGUGCUGCCCGUGCCUGUGCUGCCCGUGCCUGUGCUGCCCGUGCCUGUGCUGCCUGUGCCUGUUGCUGCCCGUGCCUGUGCUGCCCUGUGCUGCCUGUGCCUGUUGCUGCCUGUGCCUGUGCUGCCCGUGCCUGUGCUGCCCGUGCCUGUGCUGCCCGUGCCUGUGCUGCCUGUGCCUGUUGCUGCCCGUGCCUGUGCUGCCCUGUGCUGCCUGUGCCUGUUGCUGCCUGUGCCUGUGCUGCCCGUGCGUGUGCUGCCCGUGCCUGUGCUGCCCAUGCUUGUGCUGCCUGUGCCUGUUGCUGCCCGUGCCUGUGCUGCCCUGUGCUGCCCGUGCCUGUUGCUGCCCGUGCCUCUGUGCUCAUAA
This is a messenger RNA of Closterium sp. NIES-65, 900 nucleotides long. The record is from the annotation of a GenBank genome assembly. NCBI's taxonomy places the organism in Eukaryota, Viridiplantae, Streptophyta, Zygnematophyceae, Desmidiales, Closteriaceae.